Messenger RNA from Chaetomium globosum CBS 148.51, 1944 nucleotides. RefSeq lists its product as uncharacterized. The coding region runs from base 1 to 1944 and encodes 647 amino acids. The transcript is spliced from 2 exons. The record is from RefSeq and is a predicted model, not a curated record. Gene Ontology annotation, cellular component: mitochondrion. Gene Ontology annotation, biological process: rRNA methylation. Gene Ontology annotation, molecular function: RNA binding; RNA methyltransferase activity. Lineage: Eukaryota; Fungi; Ascomycota; Sordariomycetes; Sordariales; Chaetomiaceae.
AUGAGUUUAUCGCUUGUUUACCGGGCAGCAAGGUCCUCGCUACUCGCCAAUUCAAUACCACGAAUCUCACUCACGGCUUUCCCAGCAAGACAUGCCUCUCUUUCCGCUAUCAACAGAGGUCUGGUACGGUCCGAAAAGGCCCGGCCACAGGGUGCCCGGUCCGAUAAGUUCAAUGACCUCGCAGAAGGCGGAAAGCGGCUGAACUACGCCGAGAGGAAGAAGGCCAGGCAAGAGCUGGCCAAGCAGCGGCCGAAUUUCAAGAUCCGCAAGGGAAAGAAGGACAUCACCAUGUACCCGGAAAAGGCCAAAGCGCAAUCGCGCCAGGCCCGUUUCUACGAUCCAAAGUCAUCUUUCGGCAAGAAGAGCCUGGUUUACAAGAUGAAGACGGGCCAGUUAAGCGAGGAACUGAAAGCUUUACAGCCGGAAGACAGCGGGUCCACAAACUCAGCCUUUGAACGCACCGGACUACGGCCAGACUUGCAGGCGCCUCGCCGGACUGCCCGAAAAUCAGCGCGGCGUCGGGACGGAAAAGGUGAUAGAGACAUGGUCGAUGCCGCCGAUUUUAUAGCCGCGCUAUCACAACCUGCACAUUCCAGCAGUGAUGGCGGCCGUCGAGAUGCUCCAUCCCGUAGUCGAGACGGUGCCGGAAGUACAUCUGCCGCUGGUAAACACCGAGACGCCCCUCCCCGGGGUAGAGACAGCUUCGGGGGCAAAGACGCUUCUCAAACCAGGGACAGCUUUGGAAGCGGAAACGCUUCCAGAGACUCCUCGUUCAAGACUAGGGACAGCUCUUCCAAGGCCCAUGACACCUCUUUCAACGUCCAUGACACCUCUGCAAGACCUAGACCCUCUCCUCGGCAAGAAAGAGACGGAUCCCGGGAUUUUUCCCGCCGAGACAGAGACACCGACCGCAGGUUCAGAGAUGCUCCCCGACCGGAGCGAGACAGCUUCGCACCCAGAGACUCCCCUCGCCGGGACAGGGAGUACGAUCGAGAUUUUGAAGGCGCACCCCACCCGGAGCAAGAUACUUCUUCACUCAGAACCGAUCAGGCGCUCUUCUCCAUCACCUACACGACGGCAGCCUCUCAGUUUCUCUACGGCAAGUCCGUGCGCAAAAACAUCCCCACCACCAUCCUCGGCGAAGACGGCAUGCGCCUCCUCGACAAAAUGGCCAGCUCCCGCCCCCACAACGGCUUCGUCCUCGAAGCCUCCCCGCUCCCGCAACCCCCCCUCACCGCCCUCGCGCCCGUCCCCGAAGACUACGCCAGCAACCCUCGCUGCGCCAUCACCCUCGGCCACCAAUCCGCCGAAGAAGCGGCCAUCAACGGCCACCCAACCUCCAUCCCCACCCUCUCCCCCACGCACAAACCACUCGUCCUCAUCCUCGACCAGAUCCUCGACCCGGGCAACCUCGGCGCCAUCCUGCGUACCGCCAGCUUCCUGGGCGCCACCGCCGUCGGCAUCACCCGGCACGGCUCCGCCCCGCUGACCCCCGUCGCGCUCAAGGCCUCGUCGGGCGCUGCCGAGUCCCUGUCCCUCUUCUCCGUCUCGUCCCUGCCCGAGUUUCUGAACGCCUCCCGCGCCAAUGGCUGGGCCGUGUACGCGGCCGUCGCGGAGGGCCCGUCGAGCGAGAGGAGGCAGCGCCGCCAUGUCGAUGUGCGCGAUGUGACCGAGACGGAUCCGUUGAAGCGGGAGCCGUGCGUGUUGUUGGUGGGAAAUGAGGGCGAGGGGUUGAGUAGGCUGGUGGUCAAGAAGGCGGAUUAUGAGGUCAAUGUUCCGAACUUGGCCAUGCCCGGGAGUGGGGUAGACAGUUUGAAUGUCAGUGUGGCGGUCGGGUUGUUGUGCUCGGCGUUUUUGAGUGGGGUGAGCAGGGAGAUGGGAGGGUUUGGGGCGUUGAAGGGGCUGGGAGGGGGUGGAGAGGGGGUGAAGGAGAAUUUGUGGUAG